This is a messenger RNA of Acytostelium subglobosum LB1, 1542 nucleotides long. RefSeq lists its product as hypothetical. Lineage: Eukaryota; Evosea; Eumycetozoa; Acytosteliales; Acytosteliaceae. The transcript is spliced from 2 exons. The record is from RefSeq and is a predicted model, not a curated record. Bases 1 to 1542 code for a protein of 513 amino acids. Gene Ontology annotation, molecular function: N,N-dimethylaniline monooxygenase activity; NADP binding; flavin adenine dinucleotide binding.
AUGAUUGAAGAUUAUAAUGUUGCUGUUAUUGGUGCUGGACCUUCUGGUUUGGUAACAUGUAAAGAGUUGUUGGAUUCAGGACUUAGACCUAUUGUGUUUGAGAAGAAUGAUGAUAUUGGUGGAGUUUGGAAUCCAAAGACUGGCUCAACAUGGGAUAGUCUACAUGUCAAUCUAUCGCAUAACACAAUGAUGUUCUCUGAUUACCCUUGGAAGGAGGGCACCUACUCGCAUCACUUCCCAAGUGCCGCCGAACAGUUCAACUACCUCAAGAGCUACGCACAGCACUUUGAGCUGCUUCAACACAUUCGCUUCAACAGCCGUGUGACGCGUGUUCAGCAGUGUCAAGACCCGGUCAAUGGAUGGGAGGUGACCUACGAGCAGGCCAGUGGCAUCGAGAGGACACAACGAUUUGACAAGGUUGUUGUGGCCAGUGGCAUGUUCCAGAAUCCAAACGCACCAAACCUUGUGGACUUUGAGAAGUACACAGGACAGGUCAGUGUGGCCAAGGACUACAAGAACGCACUUCCCUACCACAACAAGAGCGUGGUUGUCGUUGGUGACAGUUACAGCUCGUUCGAGAUCGCCGCAGAGAUUGCAGAGUGUGCACCGGGCUCAAAGGUCGUUCAUAUUAUUCGACGCAUGCCAUGGAUCAUGCAUCGCAUGUUGAACAGGCCCAAGCCACCUGGAGUCGACAACCUGCCCGGCGCACCCAUUCACCCUCUCGACUUGGUGUUCUUCAAUCGCGAGGCCACAGCAAUGAUUGACAGCAUGCCUGGAGGCAUUGCUGCCGAUGCUGCCUUCAAGAACGGCUUGCUCAACAUGAUAUGUGCAGACCAACAGCUCAAUCAGGACCUGCACAAGGACCCAGCUACACUCCGCGACCUCUUCAUGUGCACAUCAGACACAUACACGCGAGUGUACAACACUGGCAAGAUCCAGCUACUCAAGGUGCCCGUUACCAGCAUCAAUGGCAAGCACUUCACUUUCGAGGAUGGAACAACCUUUGACGCCGACUGUCUGAUCAUGUCUACAGGCUACCAAUACCAGCUGCCAUUCCUCCCCAAGGAUGUGCAAGAUGCCAUGGAGUAUAACCCAAGCAACAGAUUGUUGCCCAUUAUACUGUACAAGAACGUCUUCCAUCCGUCAUACCCUACACUUGGUUUUGUGGGUUGGUUCCUCAACACAUACUUCCCGAUCAUGGAGUUGCAGGCUCGUUGGAUAUCAUUGGUGUUUGCCGAUGAGGUGUCAUUGCCAUCACGCGAAGUCAUGGAGCAGGGUAUGGAGGAGGAGCGAAAGAUUAGGGAUUGCACCAGUGUCAGACCUCAAUUCCCACACUCAGAUUAUACAAAGAUUGGUGAUUCUCUGGCCAAAGAGUUUGGUGCAUUGCCCAACUUUGAUCACUUGAAGGUCCACAUUGCAAGACAGAACUUGCUCGACAAAUUAUCCAAGACCUUACUACAAAGUAUUAUACAAGUUCCUAAUUGUUGUACCAUAACAAAUAAAGAUGAUCAAACAUUGACCCUCUUUGACUUCAAAAAGUGA